AUGUCACACACCUUCCGUAAGCCUGUCGGCAGCAUUCAUGCGGUGGCCCAACAAAGCCAUGUCGGCUGUUCUGCUCUUGGCUGCCGUCAUGUAGGCUUUGCGUUGGCAAAUCAGCUGACGUUGGAUGUUGACGCAAGCCCUGCGUUGAGGAUCUGCCGACGGAUGGCACUCCGUAAGCCCGCUGGUGGAAGAUAUGCCGAUGGAUGGCAAUCCGUAGGCCUGGCGUUGGAAAAUACGCCGACGACAGGCCUUGACGGUAAGCUUGCAUUGGAAGAUAAGCCAACCGCGGGCUUCCAACGCUUCCUGCUACAAGACAUCCCGUUGGGCACCAAAGUUUUUUGGUGGGGUCAGGGAGGUCGGGUCGACAAAAUUUUUUACAUUGGCUCUCAGUUGACCACAACCUGUGGUGUAGGGACUUGCAAACAAAAUUUAGGGACGGCUCUCUAG
Molecule: messenger RNA, 447 nt
Organism: Puccinia graminis f. sp. tritici CRL 75-36-700-3
Lineage: Eukaryota; Fungi; Basidiomycota; Pucciniomycetes; Pucciniales; Pucciniaceae
Exons: 2
Coding region: 1-447 (148 amino acids)
Source: RefSeq, a predicted model, not a curated record